GAUAUAAAUACUGCUCCAACAGUAGUCCUUCAGACGUGGACUUUCUUCCAAGCUCUCCUGGACCAACAUGAUGCUCGCUUUUGCUCUCGUGUCCUGCUGCCUUGUUGGCCUCGCCACAGGAUUUGUGUUCAAACCACCAUGUGAGACGCAACAACAUACGUGUUAUGCUGAGACCGAGUGCCCAAUGGGCACCGAGCCUCUGGAAUCUCUGUGCUUUAACAACGAGAUCUGCUGUGUUGGAGCUCCACAAUGUACGCCAGACCCUUGCAUAAAUGGAACAUGUGCAUUUGUCGAUGGAGCCAACACAUGCAACUGUGAUGCGGGUUUUUCUGGCCCCACAUGUGACGUUGACGCAUGUGCAGAUCCAACUAUUUGCCAGAAUGGUGGCACAUGCGAGCGUGGGACCGCCUCUCCCUAUUUCACUUGUGCGUGUGCACCGGGCUACACUGGCAACAAUUGCGAAACAGAUGCUUGUGCUGGGGUUGGAGUAUGCAUCAAUGGUGGAACCUGUAACCGCCAGGCAGAUGCACCAUUAUACAACUGUGGUUGUGCCCCGGGCUUCACUGGUGCCAACUGCGAAACGAAUUUGUGCGAACCAAACCCAUGUAACUCUGGAACCUGUGAUCAUAGUGAAAACGUCCCAGGCUACGCAUGCACAUGCACUGACAAUUACUUUGGCCUCCACUGCGAUCAAAACUUGUGUUUGGGUAACCCCUGCGAUGAAGUAGACUCGGAUGCAAACUGCACCUAUCCUGAUCCUUCGAAUGUUCAAGAGAAGAUGUGUGUAUGCAAUGAAAUAGGAGGAUUCCACGGGGAAUUGUGUGAACUCAAUGUGUGCAGUCCGGAUCCAUGCUUUGAAAGCACUUGUACAAACAUGGGCAACACAGAUUACUCGUGUGAAUGUCCUUUCAACCGCACCGGUAAAAACUGCACAGAGUCAGUUUGCCCUUCAGCUGCUUUGGAGUGUAACAGCCGAGGCACAUGUGUACCCGUUGGCGAGGCACCCACGUGUGACUGUGACGAGGGGUUCUUUGGCGAGAACUGUGAAUCCGAGGUGCCCCCAUGUGGUUUACCAAUUACCUCACGUAUCUUUGGCGGAGAAGAUGACGUACCAUCCGCUAACCCCUGGAUUGUCAAAAUCGUCCAAACUAUCACUGGCGAUGUGUUCUGUAGCGGAACCCUCGUCGGUGCGGAAUGGGUUGUAUUAGACGGCUAUUGUGCAGUAUUUUGCAAUGGUGGUUGUCAUGUCUUGCUGGGAGACUACAAUGGAACAGUAGAAGAACCCUCUCAGCUUAUCAGGAACAUGAGCGUCACUGUACACGGGAGUGCUGGCUUCAGCGACUUCGGAUCGUUAGUUGCUUUGAGUGGUGAUACUCUAGGAUACCUACCUUACAACGUGGCCUUGGGACGACUUUCCGAACCCGUUGACUUUACCAUUGGAGUCCUACCCGUGUGCCCACCGUCUGAUGCUUACAAUGUACUUCGUUCCCCCAGGAACUGCAAGGUAGCAGGAUAUGGCAAACAGAACGCAAUAGAUGUGGAAGGUUACGCCAACUCGACACUCGGCGUCCGCCAGGUUCUUGAUGCGACCAUUCUUGAUGACGCCAUAUGCGGCUUUUUGAGAGACCCAGCUCCACCUACGUCAACUCACUGCGGCUUUUCGUUAAGUGACGCCGUAGUCUGCAACGGUGACAACGGGGCUGCUUUGGUCUGCCAAAACGACACUACAGGCGUCUGGACAAUUGAAGGAACUGUAACCUAUUUGCCAGACAACGCAGAAAACUCUUGCGCUCGUACUUUCUACAUCACUGACAUGACUAUGGCUUGGACCUGGAUUCAACAGCAGAUAGAUUCGGCAGCGCCAUAGGCGGCUGUUACGAACACGCCGACGGCUUCCCGAGGGUACAGACAGGAGGCAAGCAGGGACCAUUGGUUAAUUAACUGCAAUGUACAUGUCAGCAACAGUACGUGCUUCCCAAACUGUUAACUAAACAAUAAAAUAUGCAUUUCA
Molecule: messenger RNA, 2011 nt
Organism: Haliotis rufescens (red abalone)
Lineage: Eukaryota; Metazoa; Mollusca; Gastropoda; Lepetellida; Haliotidae
Product: fibropellin-1-like
Exons: 14
Coding region: 68-1867 (599 amino acids)
Biological process (GO): proteolysis; establishment or maintenance of epithelial cell apical/basal polarity; heterophilic cell-cell adhesion
Cellular component (GO): protein-containing complex; plasma membrane
Molecular function (GO): calcium ion binding; serine-type endopeptidase activity
Source: RefSeq, a predicted model, not a curated record